Messenger RNA from Hemisphaericaspora subhashii, 816 nucleotides. RefSeq lists its product as uncharacterized. NCBI's taxonomy places the organism in Eukaryota, Fungi, Ascomycota, Pichiomycetes, Serinales, Debaryomycetaceae. The record is from RefSeq and is a predicted model, not a curated record. The transcript has a single exon. The coding region runs from base 1 to 816 and encodes 271 amino acids.
AUGGUGUCUGAGACUACGACCACUGGAUUUUGUGGCUAUGCUGUCGAAAUUCCCAGAGAUGCUUUUUAUCUUACUACCGAUAUUAUGAGUGAUGUUUGUAUGCACCUGGAUUUACUUCAUGACUACAAACCUUUGAACAGUCCACAAACAUUUACGCAUUCCAGUGGCAAGCAGGGAAUUAUUAAAGGACGAGGAACCUUGAAGUUAUCCGUAACAAAAGAUCAAGUCAUUAAGGUUCUAAAUGUCGCCUACGUUCCGGAAUGGGAACGGAAUGUGCUCAAUCCAUUACACAUAGAAGGUUGUGAAAGUGGAACGUUUUACGAACACGGCGGCCAGGUGAUUCAUAGAAGAUUUGGUAUGAUUGCAUACGAAGAAUGUCGUAAAUAUAGAUUGUCGUUAAAGGUAAUUCCUCCAAUGUGUCCGUCCCGCGAUUCGGAUGCAGUUUAUUUUUCAACGACGGCCAGAGAGAAAUGUUGUCGUGACUGGACUUUGCCUCACGACUAUAAACCGUAUGCCAAGCCCCAAAGAGUAGGCACUUUAGCCGGCGGAUCAUCCACAAAAGUCGGAACUGGAACUUUGAAGAUAACUGACGGUAGCACAAUCUUUACUUUUACUGAUGUUGUGUACGUACCGGACGCUUACAUUAAUUUCAUCAAUCCUAAUCUGUUUUUACUUGAUUAUACUGACUCGCUUUCUACUACAACGGAUGGUAUUCGUCAUUCACGUUUUGGAAUGAUUGGAGUACAUGAAGGGUAUCCUCGAUGGUUACUCCGAUCGACGUUGCGUGUAAUUCGGCCAGUCAAUCGUGCCAAUUAA